Molecule: messenger RNA, 7562 nt
Organism: Amoebophrya sp. A25
Lineage: Eukaryota; Dinophyceae; Syndiniales; Amoebophryaceae
Source: the annotation of a GenBank genome assembly
GGAAGUUGGUCGAGUGAAUUUCUUCAAGAACAAACAAGACUAAGAUCACUACUUUACAACUAGGCACUAGUCACGUGAAAGAUGUUCAUGGCCGUAGACUGCUUUCCUUGUUCUUCCUUCCAUAAAUGACAUCCUUUUUCUUCGUCAAGAGACACAAAAAAUGGGAGAUGUAACGCCACCAGAAGGAAAUCAAAGCGUGCUGCCAGCGCGCACGCCGCGAAUCGGAGUCGGCCAUAGUAGCGUCUUUGACGACUGGCAGCACGAGUUUGGCAACCCUGGCGAUCCCCUGAACGCACUCACCCCACCCAUGGACUUGGAUGAUGAAACUCCGCCAAUGAUAGUAAACGACUUAGGUGGAGAAGAACAAGUCGGAGUCGGAGAUGAAGCAGCACUUGUUGUUGCAGGAGCACAGGCACAGGUAGAAGAGGCACCCGCAGGCAAGGUAGCUACGGAACAGGUAGAGAAGAACAAAGCUCGAGGGAGUUCUUCUUCGUCUUCCUCCUCUGGCAAGAAGACCAAGAAGAAGGACAAUCUCCAGGAUGUCAACAGCAAAACAAGCAGCAAGAAAGCCCACGGAGCUCCCGCAGUUCCAGUAGAGUCUUCCUCUUCCUCCUCCUCUUCGAGUACUACUGCUGCCGCUCUAGCAGGUGGCAAGAAUAGCAAACCGAGUACGACUGCCGCUCUAGUAGCGGCAGGUGGCAAAAAACAACCACAAGCACAAGCGCAGCCACCUCUUUCUAAGAAGCGAAGUGCCCCACUUAAUAUUGCGAAGGAAUUAGAGUCGUCUGAUGAGGAGUCCACGCAAGAUGACUCGGCUAAUCACGAGAAUUCGGAAGACGAUCGCACUUUCUCCAAGACAGCGGGAAAAAGAAGAUGCGCCAGACCUAUUGUCAAAGAUUCCCAGGUCUCCUUUCACGGAUUCACCGACUGGAUCGUCGUCACAAACAUGUACUGCAGUUCUUACCUUGUCGCCCGAUGCUGACUGAGACUAAUGCUGGCGCUUCUUGUUAUUUUGUUUUAGCGUUUGACUUUUUCAAAAUCAAUCUGUUACACCUAUACGCAAGAGUAUCCGUCUGCUUGUGCUGCUCUUCACGUUCGCCAUCUUUCUUUGAUGUUGUAAUCUUUCUUCGAUGUUGUAAGAAAGCUCCAAAAGGAUGCUGAAUUUGGACUAGAGGACUGCCCAUCUUGUCCUCUUCAUUUCAAAAAAAGCACAUGCUUCCUCCCCUCGUCCAUCAGGUGCGUGAACAAAACUGGCUCUGGCAAGAGCCAGGUGACUGCUCGCUUUUUGGCCAGGCGCGACUUGGAACGGAAGAAAGUGGUGUUUCGUAAAAUCGAAAAGGAUGCGUCGGGUGAUGAGUGCAGGCGUGUAAAUCUUCACCACUACAAGAACAGCCUGCGCGACUACGUCAAUGCGCCUGGGAUCCGUGCCCAAAUCGAGGCCUACCUAGACCGCCGCUGCCAUCCCUACGAGUGGCGACGACAAGAGGAAACGAGGAAGCACGCAGACGAUAAGGCAGUUGAAGAGGAAAAUAGACGACUCCAGCAAGCAUCUGGCAGCCUGUUGGAUGAUGCCUCUCUUUCUACAGGUGGAGGCGCAGCGCGAACUGAUGGCUAUAUGGACAGAGACGUGCGAGCAGCGCGCAAUGUUUUCGAAAAAAUUUGCCGGGGACAGAAUCACGUCCGACAAGUUAUUUGCAUUCCGCGGCCAAGAUGUACUACUGCUUCAGCUUCAAGUAGUUGCUCUACUAAAAAGGCCCAAAAAUUCGGGGGCGCUGUUGUAGUUCCUGCAGCUUCCGCUUCAUCCUCGUCCUCAUCUUCUUCCUCUUCAAAAGUAACCUUCCCGCGAGUCGUUCCUGGAGAUGAAGGAGGAGCCUGUACUUCUAGCAGCAAAGGAGCCAUGCGGAGGCAGGAGUUGAUCGCACUAGAUGCGCCGGCUGCUGCAAUUGAAAAGGACAUAUUCGAAGACCUUGACGGCUCCCUCCAAAAGGAAGACGUUCGCAAACUAUACGAGAAGCGCGCUACAGCUUUGCAUGAAGAACAUUUAGUGCACAAAUCCAAACAAACAACAUCUUCUCCUCCCAAAGAGAGAAGGCUAUCUUCAUCAUCCAAGAACGGUAUGAACAACGACCAGAACACGCCAAAAGCAGGUGAAGAAGAUGAAGAUGACGAUCUCGAGAUCGAUAUGGAGCUGGACAUGGAAUUACCAGAAUCAGAGAAGCAAGCACCUUCCAACCUCCGUCCUCAUAUUGAGAGAUUUUGGAUGCAGUAUGGCCGUCACAGACACCUGAGGCCGGACUUCGUCGCGCACACCAUUUGGCUGGCCUCAAGCAACUGCCCUUCUUUGAAAUUCAUACGAGAGCACUUCGACAAGAAAUCUGUGCAGCGGAUUGUAGAGGAAGUGGCCCUAGCCAAUCCGCCUGAGGCAAUAGAACGCAAGGAAGCAAAUCCGAAGCCGAAACGUCGAAGGAGCAAAGCUAGAGCUUCUCAAGGAGGUCUGAAUCAUGGCGAAGGAGCUUUCCUCUUCUUGGAUGGCGAAGAGGUGGGAGAGGAUUUUGAACUCGAUGGAGCAAAUGCCAAGCGGUGUAAGAAGGACCACAAUGAUGGCGAGGAUUUCGCGUCCUCUGCUAAUGUUGACCAAGCUGCCCAAGGCGAGGAGUCUGAAGAUAGUGAUGACAAGUUGUUGAUCGGUUUGGCUUCUCCUUCAAACAAGAAAGGCGAAGGAGAUGAGAAGAGGAAAGGGGACCAAGAAGAGGCGGAGGACAGUGAUUUGGCUCUCGACCUCAGUCGCGACAAUGUUGACUAUGAUGCGGAGCAGGUCGCCGCUUGGGCAUGGGAGGAACGAGAGAAAGCUCUCCAGCUAGCCUUAGGCGAUCCGGAAGCGUUCGUAGAUAAAAUGGAUAAGGGAAUCAAGCAGCGCUUUGAUGAGCAGAAGAUGCGCUACAGAACGAAGAUGGAAGGUCUGCGGGAAAAGAUCAAGGAGAAGCUGCGUGUGGAGGAGGAAAAGAUCGUGGAGAUAGACAAGAGAGGAGCUGCGAAAAUCGAAGAGAGGACGAAGAAACUGAAGGAACAUCGCGCGACCUUGAGCGCGGAACUGCGAGAAGCUGAAGCGCAGUUUUUAUGUCAACAGCUACCAUUGAAUUACUUAAUCAACUUUUUUGACUAUGGUGUUUCUUCCUUUGACUGACUCUAUCUGCCCGAGAACUCCUGUUGAUGAUGUAUGGUUGCUAUUUCGUUUCAAGAUCAAAAUUGGCUUGCCAGAGAUGCGUGGCCUCAGCACUUCGUCUAUCAGUACUCGAAAUGAAUGGGCGGCCACAUGAUCUCUCCCCCCUUCAUUUUCCCACGCUCGCAUGGUGAACACAAAAGCGCUUGUGGUCAGUAAGAUCGAGGCCGAAUUGUUGGAGUUGAGAGGGGAAAAGCAAAAAGCCGAGGAAAAAAAGUUGAAUGAGGAGAAGGCGAAAAUCAAAAAGCAGCACCAAGAAUACGUCGACUAAGGCCCACCUAAUCCAUCUUCAGAAGCUGCAUCUUGAGACUGUGCGUUCCAUAGAUAAGGGCGGAAUGGCUUCAAGAAGGGCCUCCAGAUGAAUUAGGGUAAGCUCUAAGUUGAGAAAUACGAAAGGAACAGACGACGCCUGAAUGAGGUGCAAGAGAAGCACCGCUUCGAGGUGGAGAAGGUCAAGCGCGAACACCUUUCGAUCAAAGAGCAGCUGGAGCGUGAUAGGGAGGAGAAGAAAGAGAUCGAGACGAAGAUUAGAGCCAUGCACGGCGAGCAGAAGCGCGCUGAAGCUUGGGAAAAGUCUAAGUCUGAACGUGCUGCUGCUGCCGAGAGGCAAGGACGCGAACUCCUCCAAAAAGAACAGCGGGAAAGAGCACUCAAAGAAGCUCUAGAGAAUCGGAUCCAAAAACUGCAGCAGGAUAACAACAAGCUCCAAGAAGAUAUUUCUACGAAACUAAAGCCGGAGCAGGCGAAUCUUCAAGCACAGAAAAGCGCAGUCGUUGCUUAUGGCUCUUCGGGUGCAGUAGAAACUAACAUGUGGCGCACUAGUCUUAUUCAAGUCUUGGAUAUUGUUUAGUCUCCAUAGUAGUAUGUACGUGGCUACUCGAGACUUGUGGUUGUGCUAUAGUAGCUAGGAGCAGUACUACAGUGACUAUAGAAGUAACAGUAGGGAGAGCAGUACUAUAUUGACCACCUCACUCUCCUGUCCAGGAGGUUCUUCCCAGCCUUCUGUAUUACAACCGCCGCAGCACUCGUCUGCGCAGCCUUCUUCUCAACCUUCUGUGCUACAAUUCAGGCUAUCAAAUGCCAGGAGCAUGCAUUAUACUCAAGGCUUGACGUACUAAGAGCAGUGCCAUGCGUAUUUAGACUUCUAGCAGGAAGCUGUUGUAGUGACUAGAGUGAAUGUUUUGGAGCGUCAGGGCCGUGAGAUUUAAGAACUUUCAGCACGGUGGUCCAAAGGAUCAGAAACUUACCGGAAACCUUCAAGAAACUUGCGAUGCUUUCUGGGUCUGGCGCUUCUUUUCUUGGUGCAUCAAAAUGGUCAGACUACUGCUCGCUCUUUAUUAUAAGUAGACGCUUCCUCAGUUCUUGUUUAGUGCUUUCAUUUUCUUAUGCUGUUCUACUCAUUUUUUCGUCCUCCACCUUGUUCAUGUUUCGGAGCUUCAGAAACGGGAGAUGGAGCAAAAAGAGAAGGAGAGGAAGGAGCGCCUUGUGGCAGAGGAGCAGCGUCGCGCACACGAAGGGGCUGAAAUGAGAGCGAAGACACGAAACUGCUCCGAACGUGUCAGGCCUGGUGGUCUGAAAGUGAUUCAUUACAAGUAAGGCAAGAACAAAAGACACUCUUGAACAGAAAGGGGACUCGACUAUUUAGUCCUUUUAUUUUCUUAGUAUUUUUUCCAUAAGACGGAGUCCUACUACUUUACCCACAUUUAUUACUUCUACAAGAGCAGUAGUGAAUUCAUCCCAAUCCAUACACCCGGUAAAAGGAGAAACAAACUACAGCUUAGCUGCAGCUUCUUCAUCUAAUCAAGAGGGAUGCGCUAUGCCCGGACGCCGUUAGCACGCGAAUGGCACUUGCUGGCGAAUAGGAGCAAUUUUGAGGCCUUAAGGUCUGACGCCCCUUGGAAUCCGCGCGAGGGGAAGACGCUAGUGCACCACAGAUCUAACGACAACGUGGUAAUUGACGAAACACUAAAAGCCGAGCUCGAGCGUGAAUACAUGGGUGGCUUCGUGAGUCCGGCCGGCAGGGUGGCUGUUGAGACUCUGAUCUCUGCGAAUACGAGUCAGGGUCUGCUGGAGCCGGUACCUUGUAAGGAUUACCAAGCGAGUCAGUUGCUGCCGUACUUCAAAGGAGGCGCGCCGACUGGGUGCGUGCUUGCUGAGAAGGACCAGAUGAAGCUCGUCGACUUAUGUGGUCGUGUGUGCAUCUAUUUAGGGUAUUUUCUAGCAAGCUGGGAAGAUCGUGGGAAAGGCAAGAAGGGCAGAGACACGUACUUUAGUGUUGCUUCUUCUAGUUCUGCUUCCUUUGAAUUUUGAUCGCAGCUUCUUUCUACUUUUAUUGACUUAAAAAUAGCAUUGCUCUAGCUCUACCUCUAGCCUUGUGCUCUUACUUGUUGCUGAUGGUCGUGCAUGAUAGAUACAUAGUUCUUACUCUUACACGACAGUACAUAGCCAUUCCUUGCGCAUAGUUCGCCACUUCCAACAUCAGGAACAACAACAAAUAUUGGGCAUUGGUCUGCCACAUGCACACGGGUGAUCCGGCGACAUGGGAAGACCUUCUCGCUGAUAGACCGGACUUUCCGCGAGUCUUCCUUGGUCCGGCUGUGUAUUGUGACGGAGGCCAAACGAAUCCACCGCCCAAAGUUGGAACCUCGUAUCCAAAAUGCGACUUAAGAAUGCGAAGCCAUAAGGAGGGAAGCAGCGCGAUGACCUCUAAUAGUAGUAAGAAUAGUAGUAGUAAAAAUUCAACUACUGGGAACUACGAGAUGAGCGACCCACCUGCGGCGCAGGGGUCGAGUGUUGUCCGAAGUCCUGCGGCCCAUGCUGCGGCAACAUCUUGGAAAGGUGCAAGAAGUAAAGCAGACCAGGGAGGUUCUGCUUCCAGCGGCGGCAAUAAAGGUCAAAAAUAUCAUCAUGGCGGAAAGGUUGGCGGAGACAAAAAUAAUAGAGGCUACUACUCAGCAGGCGUCUUCGAAGGUGCUUCGAAUCCAACAGCUGCAGGUAAGGGGAAGAAGAUUAACGCAACUUCUACUUCUAGUACUAAAUUAAUCAGCGAAAAAAACAACACAUCCAUGAGUUUUACAGCUUCUGGCAGUACGACUACAAAAGUUGGAGCUCUCGCCAAUGGUGCACUUAGUAGUGCGACGAAUAGCGCUUUUCCACGUAGUACAAGAAGCGCAGUGCCUUUUAUUCAAGGGGCGCCACCUUUUUGUGUGCCGGCAGAUCAUGCUGCAACGCCAACGGGCAGCGCGAUCGGAAUGCAGGGCGAUGCGAAAGGCAACAAGCCUGCGACAAGCGCAGACCACGCCAUCAAAUCAGUUCCACAACUUCUGACCAAUACAACUGAGAAUAGCAAGAGUGGCGCCAGCAUGAUCGUCAGCAGUCCUGCUCCGAGUCGAGGCGAUUGUCGGUCGCGCAGUACUAAAAGAAGAAUCAUGGGCAUGAGCCCUGGUGAAAGUAAGAGAGGUGGUAGAAGUCGUGGGAGAAGCCUCCGACGCCCUAGUGAGGGCAAUCGCAAUAGGCAAGAAGGACGCAAGAGCGUCGCGCGUCAACGUCUAGAAGAGGGAAAUCACAAAGGAGGACGCCGACACGAAUAUCGCGACCGGCGUGAGGAUCGUGCUCAUAGAGGACAUUAAGGGUUCCCCUAAUCCAUCUUCGGAAGCAUCUCUGGGACGUUUUCAAGGGAAAAACAGUCGCAGGAUGGGCUUCGAGAUGGAUUAGGGUAAGCUCUAAAGAGGACAGCGGCGGAAAAGUCUCGCACCUCCACGUGGUAGGAGUUCAGGGCGUAAGAGUUUGCCUCCACCUCCGCGUAAGAGCUUCGCUUAGCAAGUAGCCAACAAAAAAAUAUCCCUGAUUGAUUAGACUGUUGACACUUGACAGGUGAUUCGUGAGUUCUUCCGUAGUUCUUACACCUUUUCAGAUGAUUAUACUUUUCCGGCUUAGCUGUACAACAUUGUCAACAACUUAUAGGAGCAUUUCUACCAGUACUGGCAUGUCCUAGACAUUGAGACUCACAGUACUUAGUAUUUUUUUGGUCCCCAGCACCCACUCAUGUGUCUUCUAGUCGUCAAAAACAUUAACGUUUUCUCUUUCCCAUGUCUUAGACAUUGAGACUCACAGUACUUAGUAUUUUUUUGGUCCCCAGCACCCACUUAUGUGUCUUCUAGUCGUCAAAAACAUUAACGUUUUCUCUUUCCCCAUCAGCUUAAUCUUCCCCAUCAUCUAUACGUAUAGCGAGACCAGGCAUUUCUGUCGCACUACUCGAUCCGGCCAAAGAAUGUUAUUCUGUCUAUCCAUUGUUGCCAAGAAAAGCAUCUACCGUCAAAAUGGAUGUUGCUUCGCAUGCGUU